AUGGCAACAAAUACAACAAGUGUAUAUCUAGAUUUUAUAACGCGUGAACUUAAUCGUUAUAUUCCACUUCCAGCUCUUAUACUUGGAACUAUUGGUAAUCUUUUAAAUAUUAUGGUAUUCUCUCGUUCAUCAGUACGAAAAAAUCCAUGUUCACUUUAUUUUAUUAGUGGUAGUAUUGCAAAUUUUCUUUCUUUAUACAUUGGUUUAAUAACACCAUUUCUUGCCUUAUAUAAUCUUGAUUUUACACAACAAAUUAAUAUUUUAUGUAAAAUACGAUUUUAUCUUCGUUUUAAUACUAUAACACUUUCAACAUGGUAUAUUUUAUUUGCAAGUAUUGAUCGAUUUUUAUCCACUUCUAUGAAUGUUCGUUAUCGAUCAUGGAGUUCUAUACAUAUUGCUAAACGUAUUAUUACUUUAGCUAGUAUUAUUUGUUUUAUUUUUCUAUAUACACAAGUAUUUUAUUGUUAUUCAAUUAAUCAAAAAAAUGUUUGUACAUAUUCAACUAAUCUAUGUAAAUUAAGUGUUGAUAUUGUUUUACUUAUAUGUAAUUCUGGUAUUCCACCUAUAUUAAUGAUUUUAAUAAGUAUUUUAACAAUUAAAAAUGUUAAACAUUCAAAUCAAAUUAAUUCUCAUCAACGUCGUCGUGAUAGACAAAUAACACGAAUAUUAUUUAUACAAGUGAUUAUUUUAGUUUUAUGUGCAACACCAAUUACUGCACAAAAACUUUAUAGUUAUGCAACAAUGUUUAUAAUAAAAGAUCAGCUAAGAACAUCGAUUGAUAAUCUUAUUAGUCAAAUAACUACAGAAAUUUCAUAUAUUAAUAAUAGUGCAACAUUCUAUAUUUAUUCAUUGACCAGUAAAAAAUUUCGAACAGAAGUUCGUCGUGUUUUUUCUUCAUUAUUUACUGGUCAGAUUUGUAAAACAAAUACUGUACAACCAAUACCAAUAAAAAUGAAUUCAAAUGCUAACAGAAUUACUGUUUACAAUGAUUAUCAAUGCAAACCGUUGAGAACUUAA
Molecule: messenger RNA, 1017 nt
Organism: Adineta steineri
Lineage: Eukaryota; Metazoa; Rotifera; Eurotatoria; Adinetida; Adinetidae
Source: the annotation of a GenBank genome assembly